Molecule: messenger RNA, 2469 nt
Organism: Triplophysa dalaica
Lineage: Eukaryota; Metazoa; Chordata; Actinopteri; Cypriniformes; Nemacheilidae
Gene: slc25a24
Product: solute carrier family 25 member 24
Exons: 10
Coding region: 314-1744 (476 amino acids)
Biological process (GO): transmembrane transport
Cellular component (GO): mitochondrial inner membrane
Molecular function (GO): ATP transmembrane transporter activity; calcium ion binding
Source: RefSeq, a predicted model, not a curated record
GGCAGAAGCUUGUUCAAACAUUUGGGUGUGUCUCGGAAAUGAGGAGGUCACGCAGGCAAAUAAGAUAUCAAUUGUAACCCCUCCUUCUCUAAGGCGAGACACAACCUCUACCCGUUAAAACUGAUAGUAUUAUUGAGUUUCAGAAGAUCACUACGGUAAUAAAGAGCAACAACGCUAGUGUGAUAUAUCGCAUAACACGUACUGAGAGGAUCGGUGCUAGGCAACCUCUGCUUUCUUCCGUGGUUUCAUCGCGAUCUUUGGAUCCCGUGCGGCAAAAAAGGAAAAAAAAUACAGAUUGACAUCCUGCGUCACAAUGUAUCACACUUUACGAAAAUUUGUGUUUACCGACUCGCAAUGCAUGGGGGGCCAAAGCACGAAAAGUUUCGAAGAGUUGUUUGAGAAGUUGGAUGUAAAUAAAGAUGGGAAAGUGGAUGUUUCGGAGCUGAAGACAGGCCUCGCCUCCAUGGGCUUUUCUUUGGGAAAAGGAGAAGCACAGAAAAUUGUUUCUUCUGGAGACACUGAUAAGGACGAGGUCCUGGACUUUGAGGAGUUUUCAAAGUAUCUCAUAGAACAUGAAAAAAAACUCCAACUGACCUUCAAGAGUCUGGACAAGAAUAACGAUGGUCGCAUUGAAGCCAAAGAGAUUCAGCAGUCACUUAAAGUCCUCGGGAUAAACUUGUCAGAUAAAGAUGCAGAGAAGAUCCUCUACAGUAUUGAUGCGGAUGGAACCAUGUCUGUUGACUGGAAUGAAUGGAGACAACAUUUCCUCUUUAACCCAGCAGAUGACAUUCAGGAGAUCAUACGCUAUUGGAAACACUCCACUGUGCUGGAUAUAGGUGAUAGUCUAGCUAUCCCAGAUGAGUUCACAGAGGAAGAAAAGACCACCGGCAUCUGGUGGAGGCAGCUGGUUUCUGGGGGUGUGGCAGGCGCUGUUUCUCGAACAGGCACUGCUCCUCUGGACAGAAUGAAAGUCUUUAUGCAGGUUCAUUCUUCAAAAACGAACAAAAUCAGUCUGUCUAGCGGGUUCAAGCAGAUGAUUAAAGAAGGGGGCGUGGCCUCUCUGUGGAGAGGAAAUGGAGUCAACGUCAUAAAAAUCGCUCCAGAAACCGCAAUCAAGUUCAUGGGUUAUGAACAGUUUAAGAAGCUGCUUACAAAGGAAGGUGGACAAAUCCAGCCGCACGAGAGGUUUAUGGCUGGAUCUCUGGCCGGAGCGACAGCUCAGACAGCCAUCUACCCAAUGGAGGUGAUGAAGACCAGACUUACUUUGGGGAAGACCGGUCAGUAUUCCGGAAUGUUUGACUGUGCCAAGAAGAUUCUGAAGAAGGAAGGAGUCAAGGCCUUUUACAAAGGCUACAUUCCCAACAUCCUGGGCAUUAUUCCAUAUGCAGGAAUAGAUUUAGCAGUGUAUGAGACCCUCAAGAAUGCCUGGUUGUCACGCUAUGCCAAAGAAACUGCCAACCCAGGGCUGUUUGUUCUUCUCGGCUGCGGAACCGUUUCCAGCACAUGUGGCCAGUUGGCAAGCUACCCCCUCGCCCUGAUCCGCACACGCAUGCAGGCACAGGCAUCUAUGGAGGGAUCGGAGCAGGUGUCCAUGACCAGGCUAGUGCAGAAGAUCUUAAAGAACGAAGGAUUUUUUGGGCUGUACCGGGGAAUCUUGCCUAACUUCAUGAAAGUGAUUCCAGCUGUGAGCAUCAGCUAUGUGGUGUAUGAAUAUAUGCGGUCUGGAUUAGGCAUUUCCAAAUGAUGCACGUCCAUGUAUGCGAGAGAGGAGCGUCUGUGUGUGACGUCUUGCAUGUGUUUAAAGUCGCACAAAUGUUAUCCGCCUGUCCGUGACGAGAGAACAUGUUUUGUUCAUCAACCAAAGUGCAACUAUUUUUCCAAAAUAUCAACUCUGGGGAAAAAGCCAUUUUGGUGUUUUGCAAUGAGAUAGGUGCCCUUAAAGAAUUCCUGUUUACAUUGAUCUAUUAUACUGGUUUUACUAUAAGUUUCGUCCAUUUUUGUCAUAUUAUUUGUUAAUUUAAUAUUAAAACAUGAUGUUUUAAUAAUAUAUUGAGGCCCCAGUAGACACUUCACUGUCCCUGUGUGGUAUGAGAUUGCAGGUGCUAUAAUACCUGAAACCCAAAAAUUGGGAACGGUGACCAAAAUAAUAAAAAUCCUAGUUCUCUAAAGUUUACAUUUAGUUAUUUGUACAAACAGUACAACAGUCCAGAUUCAGUCCACGGUUGGAUUUCAGUUCAGAGGGUUGAUUAUUCAUUAUAAUGUAAUUUUCAAUCACAUGUUUGUCAGAUAUUGAUUUGUUUGUCAGAUAUUGAUUUGUUUAGCACUGUGACAAAAAAUGUGCCUUAUAAUUUGUUCAGAAGUACAUGCAAGUCCCAUCCAUUGUACACUUUGGAAAUAAUGUGUUGCCUUUUAUCCUGAACGGUUUGUUUGUUUAAGAAGCUCUUGUUUAUAUUAAAGGCUGUAUUUUAA